Messenger RNA from Oncorhynchus masou masou (cherry salmon), 2215 nucleotides. RefSeq names its product cell adhesion molecule 4-like. Gene Ontology annotation, biological process: negative regulation of peptidyl-tyrosine phosphorylation; regulation of wound healing; regulation of Rac protein signal transduction. Gene Ontology annotation, molecular function: vascular endothelial growth factor receptor 2 binding. The record is from RefSeq and is a predicted model, not a curated record. Gene Ontology annotation, cellular component: cell-cell contact zone. The coding region runs from base 225 to 1499 and encodes 424 amino acids. The transcript is spliced from 9 exons. Lineage: Eukaryota; Metazoa; Chordata; Actinopteri; Salmoniformes; Salmonidae.
CUGUCCGAACCACAGUCGUUUAGUCACGUCAACGAGAAAAAAAGUGGGCGUAUGUGUCUAGUUGUAAGCACUUUUUUUUUGUAUGUAAAAAGACCCCCGCGAAUGUUGUUUAACAGAACCAGACACACUCCAGGCUUUAUUCGCGGGUGAACCUGCGGGUUCACGUCACUUUGAUUUCUCUAAGGAAGAGGAAUAUCAAAAAUAGAUCAGCGGGACUAUCAAAGAUGGCAUUUACGGCCGUGUGGAACUACUCCGUUCCCUUGUCUGUCAUCACUUUGCUAUCUCUUGUGGGGACAGCGCGUUGCCAGGCGGUGCAGGCUGAAAAUGUGACAGUGUUGGAGGGAGGCACUGCCCAGAUCUCCUGUCGUCUGCAGAACUAUGACGGCUCCAUCGUGGUCAUCCAGAACCCUCGCAGACAGACCCUCUUCUUCAACGGCACACGAGCGUUGAAGGACGACCGUUUCCAGAUGGUUCUCUUCACUCCCCGUCUGGUGCGCAUCACCCUCACCAACGUGAGCGUGUCGGACGAGGGCGGCUACUUCUGCCAGCUCUACACUGACGACACCCACCACCAAGUGGCCACUCUGUCCGUGUCCGUCCCUCCCGACACCCCCACGGUGGAGGUGAGGCAGGAGGCCGUGGAGGGGGGCGAGGUGGAGCUCACCUGCCUGUCGCCGCGCAGCAAGCCCCCCGCCACGCUGCGCUGGAUCAGGGACCGCCGGGAGAUACCAGGUGUGGUGUCCCAGCAGGAAAAUGGGAAGACAGUGAGUGUGUCCAGCACCAUCCGUCUCCCUGUGGAGAGGAAAGACAACGGGGCAGCGGUCAGCUGUGAGGCAUCCCACCCCGCCCUGGGGGGGCAGAAGAGGGUCCGCCACUACCGCCUCGACGUCUACUUUGCCCCCACAGUGAGGAUCAUCCCUCCCCCUGGCAUCCUCCGAGAGGGAGACUCUCUCAGCCUCACCUGCUCCAUCACUGGCAACCCACUGCCUAGGGAUGUCCAGUGGACUAGGAUUAAUGACACCUUACCUGAGAGGGCAGAGAUCUCUGGCACCACCCUCCAGGUGUCCCGUCUCAGCCAAUCACACAACGGGACCUACCUGUGUCAGGCGCAGAACAACUACGGCCGUGCCGCUGACCACUACACGCUGCUGGUGUACGAGAAUGUGUCUGUCACUACCAUGGUCCUUCCCACCUCCCAUCACGCCACCUCCCACCCAAUCACCCUCCUCAUAACCCCCAGCUACGCACCGGACCCCCGAGACCCCGGUGCAGUGAUUGAGACCCACAGUGCAGUACCGUACGCUGUGAUAGGGGGCGUCCUGGCUCUGCUGGUCUUUACCAUCAUCUGUGUUCUCAUCAUAACCAUCUGGUGCUCUGUCCGACAGAAAGGUUCAUAUCUUACCCAUGAGGCCAGUGGGUUGGACGAGCACGGGGAGGUCCAGGAGGCUUUCCUCAACGGGAAUGAUGCCAGUCAGGGCAAGAAGGAGUACCUACUGUAGCCUCCAUCCCCAAAACCCACACCCCUCCCCCAACACGCCAUGACGGGUGGCCUUCUGAAUCGACUGUAAUACUACUGCACACAGACCACAUUACAGACCACAACAUAAACCACAACACAGACCACAACAGGGACCGAAAGAGAGAUCCGUCCAGCCCUUACAUUACAACUGUGCCAUACUGUAGGUGUACUGGAGGAAGGAGCGAGGGAGGAUGGCAGAGAUAGAGGAAAGUGAUAAUAGGCUCAUUAUUUUGAUAGAGAGAAGAGAUAACAAGAAAGAAAGCCUCAGCACUUUCCUCCCCUGUGGUAAUUGGAGAGGGAGGGAGAAAGAGAGAGGAAAGAGAGAGAAAAAAUGUGGUGGGGUCGGUAUGUUUUCCAGAAGCUAUUGAGUUUGAAUGUUAAAUUUGAUUACUUGAAAUUGCCAAAGCACAUCAGCCAACAGAGAGCAACUCAUCUAUAAUUAUUUGACAACAUUGCAGAGUGUUACCCUGAAAGUCUCAUAAAGUAUACCUGAACUGUUCAGUCAAUUCUGCAGACAACCCAGGUAUUGUAUUUGCCGUCCGUUCUAGGGAGUCUGCCAAUGUUUUCUGGGUAAUUUAGAAACCUUCCUUUUAUGAAUGACUGCUUUCCUCGCAGAACAGAACUGUUGUUUCUCUUCUUUGAAUUGUCCCUCCCUCCCUCCCUCCCUCCCUCCCUCCCUCCCUCCCUCCCUCCCUC